Molecule: messenger RNA, 2772 nt
Organism: Drosophila sulfurigaster albostrigata
Lineage: Eukaryota; Metazoa; Arthropoda; Insecta; Diptera; Drosophilidae
Product: CDK5RAP1-like protein
Exons: 1
Coding region: 77-1843 (588 amino acids)
Biological process (GO): negative regulation of cyclin-dependent protein serine/threonine kinase activity; tRNA modification
Cellular component (GO): mitochondrion; cytosol
Molecular function (GO): tRNA-2-methylthio-N(6)-dimethylallyladenosine(37) synthase activity; 4 iron, 4 sulfur cluster binding
Source: RefSeq, a predicted model, not a curated record
AUUGCGGUCAUACUGGCAGUGACAUAAUUUUGAAACAACACAAUAAUUGACUGCUUAAUUUGGUUACCAAAUUGUCAUGAAACUAAGAUGGCAAAUGGUAAAUGGAUGUCUACGCCAGCAAUGGCGAAACCAUACAAAUAUUAUAACUGCAUCAGCCGCCCCAGUAACCGCUUCUGAACUUAAAGUAAACAAAUCCACUGCACGUGAAACUUUCGUGGAGCGAGUCGAACGCGGUCCUGGACUGAAGGAUUUCUUUACUGUGAGGCCCAAACAACGACUGAUUGAGGACAACGAGAUUUCAGAUACCAGCAAUAAUAUACCUUAUUUGAAUGCUAUAGAUUACAAUGGUCAUGGCAGAAAGGUGUACUUUGAAAUCUACGGCUGCCAGAUGAACUCAAACGACACUGAAGUUGUGUGGAGCUUGUUGCAAGAGCAUGACUAUCAACGUAGUAAGGAUGUGGCUGACGCUGAUGUGAUAAUGCUGAUCACCUGUGCUGUGCGUGAUGGCGCUGAGAAAAAGAUCUGGAACCGUUUGAAGCAUCUACGGGCGCUCAAAGAUCGGCGAGGACACAAAAGACCGCUACAAUUAACACUUUUGGGUUGUAUGGCAGAGCGAUUGAAGGAGAAACUUAUCGAGCAGGAGCAAUGUGUCGAUGUCAUUGCGGGUCCCGAUAGCUAUAAGGAUUUACCAAGACUGCUAGCUGUAGCUCGACACUAUGACAAUGCGGCAAUCAAUGUGCUGCUCUCUUUAGAGGAGACAUAUGCAGAUGUGAUGCCGGUGCGGCUAAACUCCGAAUCCCCAACAGCUUUUGCCUCAAUUAUGCGCGGAUGUGAUAACAUGUGCUCCUACUGCAUCGUGCCUUUUACACGUGGUCGCGAACGUUCCCGUCCUCUCACGUCGAUCGUACGCGAGGUCAAGAACCUCCAGCAACAGGGAGUCAAGGAAGUGACUCUGCUUGGACAAAAUGUUAACUCCUAUAGAGACAGAAGUGGCGAACCUGCAGGAAAAAUUGAUAAUAACGUGGUGCCUGGGUUUAGCACUGUUUAUAAACCUAAAACUGGUGGACUGCCAUUCUCAACGCUGCUGCAAAAUGUUGCCGAGGCUGUUCCGGAAAUGCGGAUACGUUUCACAUCGCCACAUCCGAAGGAUUUCUCCGAUGAUGUACUUCACAUCAUUCGAGAUUAUCCCAAUGUCUGCAAACAGUUGCAUUUGCCUGCCCAAUCUGGUAGCACUUCGGUGCUGACCAGAAUGCGACGCGGCUACACUCGGGAAGCUUACCUGCAGCUAGUGGAACAUAUUCGUGGCAUACUGCCAGAUGUGGGCCUUUCAAGUGAUUUCAUUUGCGGCUUCUGCGGCGAAACGGAGGACGAGUUUGAAGACACAAUUUCGUUGAUCCGCAGUGUACGCUACAAUGUGGCGUUUCUGUUUGCCUACAGCAUGCGCGAGAAAACAACGGCGCAUAGACGGUACGUGGACGAUGUUCCAUCCGAGGUAAAGACGGCCAGGUUAAAACGCAUGGUAGAGGCAUUCCGAGAAGGUGCCACAAAAUUGCACAGACACUUUGAGGGUCGGGAACAGCUCAUCUUAGUUGAGGGCAAAAGCAAACGUUCCGACAACUAUUGGUUUGGGCGCAACGACGCCAACAUCAAAGUUAUUGUGCCGGCAACAGCUUUGCCAUUGACACAGAACAGUGGGCAGCUUAAGGACAUCAAUGUAGGUGAUUUUGUAGUCGCCAAAGUUGUGGACUCAAACUCCCAAGUUCUGAAAGGUAUUCCGCUACGCUACAGCAGCAUUUGCGAUUACCACAACAGUAGCAAAACCAGAUUAAAGCAAGUUCAAUAAAAAUGAUUUAAUUACUUUAUUGAAACCUAAUCUUUGUACAUCACAUUUCCAUGGUGGCUUCCUUACUCGUCGCUGACAGUACAUCAUCACUUCUGCCGUGGUAUUUGCCAAUAUUACUACGAUAGAAGGCAAAUAUGUCCGCACUGGCGGCUCGACAAAUACAUUCGAUAUCAUUGAAUUGAGCAAUCUUGAAGGAACCCUUUGUUUGCACCAAUAAUAAAUUUCCAUCGACCGAGUCAAAAGCGAAUGUGAAGCUGGCUUGUUGAUGCACUGUUUCACUCAGUUCUGGGUCCACGAUAAACUCUCCCUCCUCAUUUAUAAUACAGUGCACCGCAGCAAAGCUGUAUUUCAAAGGCAAGCCGCCAAUCAACAUUGAUAGGCAAGCUGCAUUUAAAGCACACGCGUCUAUCUAUAAUAAAAUUGUUAUAUGCAACUCUAUAGCUGUUAUAUUUACAAAGCUUACGCUGCCACGAUCCUCUAGUUCCUGAAUCUGUACAGACAUCUUUGAGCGAGGAUAUAUCUCGCUUAGUAGCGCAAGUUCCAACACAUCUCGAAUGGCCGCCUCACGUAUGCGUUCUUUCACCUGCGGCAAGCCGGCCUUGGGACGAUAAUUGCACUCCAAGUAGCUACACUCGAUGCUUAGACUCUGCGUCUUCACCUCAAUAGGCCCCAUCACAGCAGCGAUGACCACUGUAGCACCUGUGCAAUAAGAAAGAGUGCAAUCAGCCGGCAUUCGAGCACAAUGACAUCUUAAGAAAACUAACCUUGGCUGUACAUCACUGAGCCGUCGCAGCGAGAAAGCGGAUUGAACUUGCAUUUCAUCAAGCGCAAUUUGUCCUUAGCGACUUCUUCUGUAUCGGAUUUACCCAUAGUUGUUUAUUGAAUUUGUGAACUGCAAUUGAAAUUAUCAAUACGAAAACAACGUGCGC